CAUAAUGUCUGGUAGAACUUAAAAUUCUUAAGAUCUCAGCCCGACGGUGAGGGAUGAGCGACACGGAGACUCUCCUUGAGGCGGCGCUCGAGGUACUAAACACGGCGGAUCCCAUACAAAAGGCCAGGCUCGGCGAGGCCGCCGCCAAACGCUGGCUGCAAGGCGAAAUCUCCGUCCCUUUCCGUCAAGAUGACGAUCUCCCCAUUCCCAAUCGCCCCGCCCGUCUCUCCAGUGUGAAGCUGGUGGCUCCCAGUCUAAUGCCUAAGCUGGGGAAAGGGGGAAGCUUGCAGAGCCGCCUGGCCAUGCUGCACAGCCUCGUUCACACGGAGAGCUGGGCAAUCGAUCUCUCAUGGGACAUCAUUGCUCGAUUCGGAAGGAAAGAAUCGAUGCCGAAGGAUUUCUUCACCGAUUUCGUCAAAGUAGCCCAGGACGAAGGCCGACAUUUCGUAUUGUUGGCCAGGAGACUCGAGGAACUUGGUUCCUACUACGGUGCCUUUCCAGCUCACGAUGGUCUCUGGGAUUCUGCUAUCCAGACUUCCAACGAUCUCUCUGCUCGUCUUGCUGUUGAGCACUGCGUACAUGAGGCAAGAGGACUGGAUGUUCUUCCAACUACAAUCUCUCGUUUCCGCAAUGGAGGGGAUGAAGACACUGCGAACCUAUUAGAAACUGUUAUAUAUCCAGAAGAAAUUACUCACUGUGCAGCUGGUGUAAAAUGGUUCACCUAUCUAUGCCAAAGGAAAAUAAACGGUCAUCAAGAUUCAAAUAUAAGCUCUGUCUGCUUAAGUCCUGAAAAUUGGGCUCCUAAGGAACACUCAAAAGAAGAAGCUGUAAACGGUGGAAAGCAAAAUGUGGUGAUUGAGGCAUUUCAUGAUACUGUGAGGAGAUAUUUCAGAGGGCCGCUUAAGCCACCGUUCAAUGUGGAAGCGAGGAAAGCUGCAGGUUUUGGACCUGACUGGUAUGAGCCUUUAGCUAUCAGAGAGAUGAAGUUUUUUUAUUGAGGUUUCGUUUGGGAUAACUUUCUUACUGCUUCUUAAAGCAGCUUUUUAGUGUACUAGAAAGUUGCAUUAGGAAGCAUAAAAAAGCUGUCCCAAAUGAAGCCUGAUUCUUUUUCCUUUUAUGAAUUUUUUAUGAGUAUAGCUGAUUGAUUAUUGUCGUUAUUGCAUCAUAUGUUACUGUUUAUUUCUCGCUACACUUUUUAGGCCAAAUUUGGGUGUUUUCUGGGUUGGUAGGAAGAAACAAACCGUGAUGUUAGGAACGGCUUUUAACCUUGAUAUUUGAGGGGAUUAGGACACCAUUUUUGUCAGAAAUGCUUAUAAAUUGUUAUUUGACAAUGUCUGCA
Dendrobium catenatum is the source of this 1339-nucleotide messenger RNA. RefSeq lists its product as uncharacterized. The coding region runs from base 54 to 998 and encodes 314 amino acids. NCBI's taxonomy places the organism in Eukaryota, Viridiplantae, Streptophyta, Magnoliopsida, Asparagales, Orchidaceae. The transcript has 3 exons. The record is from RefSeq and is a predicted model, not a curated record.